UCGGUGAGAGUUUUUUCUUCCAUCUUAUAUAUGCUUAAAUGUCAAAUGAACAGUGGACAGAAGGUGCUAGUUAGACGUGCAAGGUAUUUGCAGUUGGCGCUGCCUCGACCGAGAGGUUGGCAAUGAUGUGAAUGUGCUUCGUCUCCCGUGGAUAUCACCGCUGAUGGCUCCCUCUCAUCAUGGCUUCAUCUCACUUGAAUGUCAUUCACAACAGGGCUCUAUUUAUUGGAGAUUGCCAUGUCUCUGCAUUUCAUAAUAUCAACAAUAUAUAUAAAUAGUAGAAAGACACAUUUUAUGAAGAUUGCUGCCUAAGUGCGGAAGAGCAGAAGAUUACCUCUGUAAAAGGGUUUUGGGUGGAGUUGUCUCCCCUUUACCCAUUGUUUACUUCACUCCCUGAGUUUAAAAGAUUAUGGAGAACAGUAGAAACCAAGAGAUCAAGACAUUACUCUUGUGUCUUGCAUAUCAUUUAAAAUGGUGCUGAAUAAUUAUUUGACAUGUGAAUAUCAUACACAUUAACUAUGAAAUUCAUUCUUUUGAAGACAGGAAACUAGAGUGUGGCUAAAUGAUAAGCAUUGCUCUUCUAUUAUUUCAUGUCUUUUAAAACUAUGCCAAAUAUUCGGAGUGAAUGAAAAUAUAAAGACAAUUGGAGGAAUGAAGAAAUUUUAACAUGUGCACUAAUUAAAUGUUUUGAUAGCUGUAUAGUUAACCUUCAGUCGACCUUAAAAAUGAAUGGCAUUUUGAGCUCAGAGUGCACCUUGACAUGCCGUUCACAACAACAUGGUUCACAGAUAACUGCUGCAAUAAUAAGGGGCACAGAUGCACAGGCCAUUAGCUACAUAAAGAAUCUGUGCCAGCAGUGCUGUAUGGUAACAGAUAUGACUGGAAAGACAGCUCUUCAUACAGCAGUGUCAUGUGGUAAGAAUAAAGUUGUACAAUGGCUACUAUGUCAAGGUGUUCCAUUAAAUCAACGUGACUGGGAAAAUGGAUAUACCCCAUUGCAUCGUGCCUUGUUUUAUGGGUAUCUUCAUGUUGCUUGUGCUUUGUUAAAGGCUGGUGCAAACUUGAAUGUCCAGGACCACGACUCCCUAACCCCACUUGAUCAUGUAAAUUUUGACCGUCCUCCAUAUAUCACCUUUUCACACUCCCUCCCUACACAAAUUUAUGUGUGGGGCAGCAACACAAACUAUAAUUUAGGACAAACCAGACAAAAUGCAAAGGGAAUUCCUGAAUGCUUAGACAUCCUACAGCGAGAGGGCCAGGAUGUCAUCGAUGUGGCAAUGAAUAAGUUCCACACACUAUUUUUGACUAAAAGUGGUCAUGUGUUUGCAUGUGGCCAUGGCCAUGGUGGAAGGCUUGGACUAUCAGUCCAUACACCACUAAUGAAGCCUUACAUGAUCAAAUCCUUUGCAACCACAACAGUCAAAAAAGUGUCUGUGGGAACUGAUCAUUCCCUCUUCUUAACAGAAUCUGGACAGGUUUGGAGUUGUGGAACAAACACUUAUCAUCAGUUGGGCAUAAAUCCACCUGUAGAUGAACUGUACAACCCACAACCUUUAGCAUGGCACAAGUCUCACAAAGAGGAAACCAUCAAUGGCAUUGGGGCAGCCAAAUAUCAUUCAGUUAUGUGGACAUCAAAGAUACUUUAUACAUUUGGUCUGAAUGGUGGUCAGCUGGGUCACUAUAAGAAUCCAUCAGAAAGAACAAUUAUCACUCCAAGGAAGGUAACUUCUGUUACCUUGCAGGCAGGAGGACAGAUUGCAUGCAUAGCUGUUAGUGAUGGUGCCACAGUGGUUUGCACAUCAUGUGGUGACAUUUAUGUUCUUCAUCAAUACCAGACAAGGAAAAUAGCUUCAAAAAUGCACAAUAUAAGAAAGGUAGCCUGCGUUGGUGGUUUUUUGGAUCCCAGUGUAAAUGCAGAAGGACUGACUGAAAAAGGUGGCACAGAUUUGAAAAUAGCAGUUCUUACUGGUGAUGGAAGCAAUCAUCUUUAUCUCUGGACUGAGCAGUCAUCACACUUGUCACGCUGUCUAUUCAAUAUCAACCGUGAAGUAAAUGUGCGUGACUUCUGUUUGAGCCAUCACUUGAUUGGAAUAGUUACAAAAGAAGGAGAAGCCUUUUCUGCCAACGUUAUAUUACCAAGAGAGCGUAAAACUACUAGUAAGUUGUUUAAUAAGCCAGGUGGGCAACUUAUAGAAUUUUUGGAUAGAAGUUCGUGUGUCACAUUGCGCCUUACACGGAUUGCAAAUCUGCAUCGCACUUUGUCAAUUAUGUGUGAUCCUAAAGGUUCGAAUUUUGCUGCAAUUCUAAAUGAACCAAAUUGCUUUCUUUUUGAUCUGCCUGAGAUCAGUCCAAGCAUGCUAAAGGAUGACUUAAAGACUCUUCUCAUGGAUGCCAAUGAAAUGGACACAGGAGACAGAUUGCAGCAAACUUUGUUAGUGAUGGAGCCACAAAGACUGACUGAAAAAGAUAAACCAAGCAUGCUAAAGGAUGACUUAAAGACUCUUCUCAUGUAUGCAAAUGAAAUGGACAGCAUACAUGAUGUUGUUAUAGUUUGUGGCCAAAAGAAAUUUUUUGCUCACUCUUAUAUCCUGGCAUAUCACAGCCAUUUUCGGAAGUCUUCUCAACAAUGGAAACUUUUGAAAAGAGCCCAAGCAUUCUCAGUGCCGCCAAAGACAUGCAGAAUCUUUUUAAUAUUUUCAGAUUCAGGGGGAAAACUUUUUCCCCUCACCAUUCCCAUUGAAGAAAAUAUCCAGUCUAAAUGCUCAAACAAGAAUAAGAGACGAAAGGGACGUAAAGAAUCAGAAACUAGAGCCUGCAAUUCAGAGUCCGCAAUUAUUGAUGUAAUACAGAAAAAUUUUAAUUUCAGCAGUAAUGUGAUUGCCUCAGAUGUCAGUAUUAAGUAUUCUCGAAAAAUUAACCAGGAGCUGUGGGAUGUAAUGAUUUCAAGCAAAACAGGUGAUAAUCUAGGAGCUCACAAGUGUGUUCUCUCUGCAAGAUCAGAAUAUUUCAACUGUAUGUUUGGAGCUAACUGGAUUGAGUCAACAUCUACAAAAACAUUAAGUAUGCCUCUGCCAACCAAUAUAUUGGUCAUUAUUCUGGAUUAUUUAUAUGAAGAUGACUCACCAAAGCUUCGACAGUGUCGAGAGCCCGAAUUUGUUUGCAACGUGCUUGUGGUAGCUGAUCAGCUUUUAGUCACACGACUUUGUGAGAUAUGUGAAGAUGUGCUAGUGGGAUUGCUAACUCUAAAGAAUGCUGCAGACUUGUUAGAGUUUGCAGGUACAUACAAUGCAAAACAAUUGAAGGUUUCAGCAAUGCAGUUCAUCUGUCUGAAUUUAGCUGCUGUAUUAGAGAAUGGAUCUCUUCUGACCAUUAGCAGUGGUGACAUUCUUAUGGAUUUGUCAAUUUACUACCGCAAAUUUAUCCCACAAAUGUGCUACCGUAAGUUAACCCCUUAUGAUCAGUCACCAUAUGCAGAUGAACUGGAAAGGCUUCUAGAGCAAAAUCCAGUGGUAUUACCAGGGUCUGAAGAGGAAUGGGAAGACACAUAUGUCAAAGAUAGACUGAGUAGGAGUAAUGGGCACAGUUCUUCACGCAAAAAGAAACGCUCACACAGAAAUAGUCAGAGUGAAUCACGAACAAGAAAUUCUUCAACUUCUUCCCAGUUUUCUGUGGGUUCACUGUCUGAUUCCGAUUCUUUAAAAGACUUACAGCAAGAAUUGGAAGCUCUUAAUUUUGAUGACUUAGAGGAACGUUCCAUUGAGAAUAAUGGAAAGGUCACUCUACACUCUGAAAAAAAUGAAUGCCAUUCUGAACUGAUCAUCGACAGGGAAGGGAAAAUUGCAAGUCAGAAUCAUAUUUCAGCUGAACAUUCACCUUGGCAGAAAGUCAGGAAGAAAAAAAACAUUGUGGAUCAGCUGGUACUGGCUCCACAGAGUCUAGCUAAAGAAAAUACCAGCAUUGAAACUUGUACAUAUAAUGUCAACUGUUCUGAUAAGAUUCCUCAAGUUCAACUUGUAACCCAAAAAAUAGAAGCUUCAACAAGAAAUGAAGGGCUACAGAAAAAGAUCCCCUUUAUUGAAUUUCCCAGUCUGAGAGAUUCACUGUCAUGUCCACCAAGGAUUAUAGAUGCUUCCCUAAAUAAUCGAAUGGGAAAGACAUCACAGAAACAGUCAAAAAAAAAUUUUUCAAGUGGAACUGCUCUGGAAAAAGGAAAAGACCCAAAGCAGAAAAAGCACAAGGGCAGUUCACCAUGGGGUCAGUCAUCACCUCCAGCCUGGGGGGUAGACAGUGAUGUGACUGGAAUCAUCAAUGAUGUCAAAGGUAUGCAAACAUUAUCAGAUAUAAUGAAAGCUGAGGAGGCAUCACUAAAGGAAAGAACUCUGCAGGCAACCACUCCUAUACCUAUCCAGAAAAGCAAAACUUCUCAAACUAUGAAAAAGUGUUGGAUGAUUGAAACUCUUCCUGAUUGUCAAAGAGUCAGAGGUAGUGAAGGAAGUGGAUUGUGGUCCAAGAGAGCAACUUCUCCACCUACUUCUCCAGAAGGCAGCAGUGGCCUCAUGUCUCAUGGAAGCUAUUGCACUGAAAAGGCCAAGCUUUUUCCUCAGCAGGAGAAAGCUAUUGUGCCAAACUUUUCAAACAUUCUAAGAGAGGAAGAGAUACAGACUAUUAAUUUAAGAAAAGAGCAAUUGAAAACACUUGGACUUAUACAGAUAGAAGAUAAGGCCAUUGAAGAGCUUCUGGUAUUUUAUGGGGCUGCUGAAUGCUUUGAUGAAAAAAUAACUGUGAAAAGAGUAAGGCAAAUGGCUGCAAACCCAAUUUGGAGUAAAUGAAGUUAUCAUAUGUAUGAAGUUUACUGUUAGGUUUGUAUAUACUUUCUGAGGGUAUUUUAUAUAUACAAAUAUAGAUAAUAUAAUACCAAUAGCUUGAAAAUGUAGGCAUUGAUUAUUAUUUGUAUUAUUUUUAGAGAUAUUUGAAAAAGUAAAUACAAUUUACUGUUUGGAGUAUUCAUUAUAUGUUGAUAAUGGCAGUUGUCCUUUUUUUUUUACAUUUUCUCAUAAUACAUUGUUUUUUCCUAAUGUUAUAUAUUAUCAUUUGAUUUGUGGCUGGUGAUUUCUCUUUUGUGAUUUGUGUUAUUUGGAAACCACAAAUUCAUAUGUAUUUAUUCAUAACAGGUUGUGUAACACUUGAAUAUGUGAAAAGCAUAUUACCUCCAGAAUAAAGGUAAAUAAAACAAGCAAAUUUC
This is a messenger RNA of Penaeus chinensis, 5242 nucleotides long. RefSeq names its product inhibitor of Bruton tyrosine kinase-like. The transcript has 20 exons. Bases 726 to 4829 code for a protein of 1367 amino acids. Gene Ontology annotation, molecular function: protein binding. NCBI's taxonomy places the organism in Eukaryota, Metazoa, Arthropoda, Malacostraca, Decapoda, Penaeidae. The record is from RefSeq and is a predicted model, not a curated record.